Daldinia decipiens is the source of this 519-nucleotide messenger RNA. RefSeq lists its product as uncharacterized. The record is from RefSeq and is a predicted model, not a curated record. The transcript has a single exon. The coding region runs from base 116 to 316 and encodes 66 amino acids. NCBI's taxonomy places the organism in Eukaryota, Fungi, Ascomycota, Sordariomycetes, Xylariales, Hypoxylaceae.
AUCAUUUCCAUUUCCUAAGCUCCCUAUCGAGCUUUGCUUUCAGAUCUAGGAAGGUUUCCUAGAAACUAAAGAGCGAAUAGUAGUCGUAGACGCCGGUAAUUAAGCAGUUUAUCCCAUGAAACGACACAUCUCACCCUUCUUGGUCGUCAAUCGUGAAAGCCGUCAGGUCGCCAAAGCCUUCUAUUCAUACAUCGUCAAAGUCUACCGCAUUUGCGAUAUAGGCAAAGGGAUCCGUCGGGGACAGCCUUUGGAGGUACUGGCAGGAAUAUUACAUCUCAACCUUGAUCGAGACGUCGUCAUGAGUAGUUCAUAUUGAGACAAAUAUUUUAAAACACUAGACGGGCGCGACUUGAAAUUAAUGCGCGAUCAUACUACCGACACUCUCCACUAUGACCGUCGUCACAUAAAAGGCGCGUACACCAUUAAGUACUUUUUCGGAUUCCAUGGACUUAAUUUGCCCUGCUUUAGACUUCUGGCUUAGUCGUCUGAAUAUAGAGCAAGACAAAGAACAAGCGGAAC